CAUUGUAACAGCAACGUUCCAAUAUCAACGGAGAGACCAGAACCAAAGAACCUGCCCCUCUUCAAUGGCGGAAGUCACCUACCCUCGAAGACGGUUCCUACGGGGAUGACCAACGGAUCGUCCUCAGGCGCAGAGCACCAUCCGAAGGACCCUUUGAACUGGACGUCAUGGGCCGAUUCCUUCAAAGGCAGUCACCUCGACGACGUUAAGCUUAUGGUACAGGAGUAUCGGCAGCCAAUCGUCCACCUGGACGGGAAAAAUUUGACCGUGGCCCAAGUAGCGGCCAUGGCGCGUGUCCAUGACGUGAGGGUAGAGCUCUCUGAUGCUGCACGGCCGGCUGUUCAACGCAGCAAAGAGUGGGUCAUGCAAGCCAUGAGCAAAGGCACGGAUUUGUAUGGGGUCACGACUGGAUUCGGGGCGACCUCGCAUAGGAGGACAAAUCAGGGAAACGCCCUCCAGAAAGAAGUCAUCAGGCAAAUGAACGCAGGUGUCCUCGGCGCGGCCGCGGGGUCAGGGUCACCCCACACACUCCCGCGAGAGGCCACGCGUGCAGCCAUCCUCGUCCGGACCAACACCCUUAUCCAAGGACACUCGGGCAUCAGGUUCGAGAUCCCAGAGGCCCUCGCCAAGCUCCUCAACGCGGACAUCAUCCCUCUCAUCCCAUUACGCGGAUCCAUCACGGCCUCCGGCGACCUGAUGCCGCUGUCGUACAUCGCCGGACUCCUCAUCGGCAGGCCCAACGCCAGGGCUCUCGGACCGAACGGGGAGACCCUCCGACCCCCUGAGGCCCUCCGUCGGGCCGGGAUCGAUGGACCCUUCGAGCUGGAACCCAAGGAAGGCCUGGCUCUCGUCAACGGGACGGCCGUCGGGGCUGGGCUCGCUUCGUUGGUCCUCUUCGAAGCGAAUGUUCUGGUUGUCUUGGCUGAGGUUCUAUCGGCCGUCUUCGUGGAAGUCAUGCACGGCAGGCCCGAGUUCGUUGAUCAUUUGACGCACAGACUGAAGCAUCACCCCGGGCAAAUCGAAGCCGCGGCCAUCAUGGAGCAUAUUCUGGAUGGUAGCUCCUACAUGCGCGUCGCGGAGAAACUGCACGCCGUGGAUUCGGACCAAAAGCAGAGGCAGGACAGGUACGCUCUGCGGACAUCGCCGCAGUGGCUGGGUCCCCAGAUCGAAGUGCUGAGAUCGUCGACAAAGAUGAUCGAGCGGGAGAUCAACUCCGCGAGCGACAAUCCGCUGAUCGACCUCGUCCGGGACAAGGCCUUGCACGGCGGCAACUUCCAGGGGACACCCGUCGGCGUGUCCAUGGACAACACUCGUCUCACCAUCGCUGCCAUCGGGAAACUCAUCUUCGCACAGUUCUCCGAGCUCGUCAACAACCAUUACAACAACGGCCUCCCCUCCAAUCUCUGCUCCGGGGUCAACCCCAGCUUAGACUACGGUCUCAAAGGAGCGGAGAUCGCGAUGGCCGCCUACUGCUCCGAGCUCCAGUUCCUGGGCAACCCCGUCACGACCCACGUCCAGAGCGCCGAGCAGCACAAUCAAGACGUCAAUUCCCUGGGGCUCAUCUCGGCAAGAAAAACCGACGAAGCUGUCGAAAUCCUGAAACUCAUGUCCUCGACGUUCAUCAUCGCCCUGUGCCAGGCCAUCGACCUGCGGCACUUGGAGGACAAUUUCAAAGACACCGUGAGGAAUACAAUCAGCCUGGUGGCCGAUAAAGUCUUAAACGACGAGGCAAAAGCGUGCGUAGACGAUCUCCUAAGUCAGGUCGAUCGUGAGUGCGUUUACACAUUCAUCGACGCACCCUGCAACCCGAACUACCCCUUGAUGCAGAGAUUGCGACAGUCAUUCAUGGAUCACGCUUUGAAAUGUGAUAAUGGGGAAAGUAGCGGGACUUCAAUUUUCGGGAAAUUCAGAGCUUUCGAGGAGGAGCUCAGGGUAGUUUUGUCGAGGGAGGUGGAAAAUACCUGGGUGAGUUUUAAAAAGAAACAGGCCAAGAUUCCUAAUAGGAUAGUAAAGUGUAGAUCCUUCCCGUUGUAUAAAUUCGCGAGGGAGGUUUUGGGGACGAGGUUUUUAAUCGCUGAGGAUGAUGUUGCUCCAGGGGAGGAUAUUGAAAAGGUUUUUAGCUCGUUACGCUCGGGGGAUAUAAUUGAUCCGCUCUUGGAAUGCUUAGCCGGGUGGAACGGUGAGCCAUUGCCUGUUUCUUAAAUUUGUUUUAAGUUUUUGUGUAUUUGGGAUGGAGUCGCAUGAAACCUCGAAUGGACCACCAGACAAAGUAAGAUUUUAAGCAAUC
Messenger RNA from Bemisia tabaci, 2287 nucleotides. NCBI's taxonomy places the organism in Eukaryota, Metazoa, Arthropoda, Insecta, Hemiptera, Aleyrodidae. The record is from RefSeq and is a predicted model, not a curated record.